AUGGAGUCAACCGAGGAUAAGCACCACCCCCACGCGUGGCUGGCACAACAAAAAUUCCAGAAACUCUUAGGUGUUGGUGCAUUUGGUAUGAUUUUCGAAACCAGUGACGCCACAACCUUGUCCGCAGUUAAAGUUAACUUUUUAAGAAUGGACAAUGGCACUCAUGGUCAAAACUUGGCUGCACCUUUUCACCUACUGAAACGUAUACGUCACAAAAAUUUAACGAAAAUUUAUAACGUGUCCUUCAAAGAUUGGAAAAUCGACGAGUUGGAAAUUUUAAUCGCAAGAUGUGAAAAUUACAUGACUUUUCAUAGAGAAACGUUGCAAAUGUUCUACAACAAUGGACGGGUUCCUCCAUCCAUGGUUGUGCAAAUUGAGUUGUGUGGUCGAGACCUGUUUUCGUGGUUGAAAAUCGGGAAAAAAUUGGGUGCACAUUUGUUUGAAAUUCAGUACCAAGUAAUUUGCGGAAUCCUGGACGGUUUGAGACAUCUUCACCAAAAUAAUGUAGUGCAUCGUUUCAUCACUCCGGAAGCUGUCAUGUUUUCCCACACUUUAACGACCGAGUACAUUCUUCCCGUAAAAAUUUCAAGUUUUCAAUUCUGCCUUCUCAUAAAUUCUACGGAACGAAACGAUCAAGAUGGAUGUAAAGUUAUAUCAGAUCCAACGCAUUAUUUCUCUAAUCGAUAUCAAGCACCCGAAGCCAGGUCCAGCUCCAGCACGGCUACGUGUUCCAAGACUUUCGACAUAUUUUCCAUGGGGCUACUCUGUCUGGCCGUACUUCUUCCGCCAGGUGAGAGGAUAUCGUCGGAAUUGUACUAUAAACUAGUGCAUGAAAAUGACACCAGCAUAAUACCGGACCAUCCAGAAAUUAAGAAUGCAAAAGAAUUGAUCAUUCAGAUGACGAAGCGACGCCCUGCCGACCGCCUGCAAAAUCUUGACUCUGUAUAUUUCAGACGAGAUCCAAUAAACACCCCAUCCAACACAUUGACAAUGGCACCACAAGAUCCAGAUUUCAUGGAUGAAACACAAUUUAAAAACUUUCUGGGAUCCGGGUCUUUCGGAUUUGUACUGGGAACACGAGACAAUAAAGCAAUUAAAUUCAUCUUCCUGUCAGAGUCUGACGGACCGGAGCGGAAUAUUGAGCGGACACAGAUUACACGAGAGUACAAGACAAUGAUCUUAGCGAAAGACCAUCCUAACAUUGUGCAAAUUUUAAAAUGCGCUGAAAAACUUUUUACUUCAGAAUCCUUGCAUGAGAUUCUUAAAGCGGUCGCAUUACCACGAGAAGUUAACGAUUCAGUUAAUCUGCUGGCAAUGCGUGCCCAAAAACAGAAAAUUAUAGUUCCGUGCUUCUGUAUUCAGAUGGCAAUUUGUGGACAGUCAUUACGGGAAUGGUUAUCCGAAAUGUAUGAUAAACCAUUAACACCAUCCAUGCAAGAUUUCCAAAUUCAAAUUGUUUCAAAUUUACUGGCGGGAUUUAAAUAUCUGCAUUCUAAUGAAAUUAUCCAUCGCGAUUUUAAACCGGAGAAUGUACUUUUCUCCUACUCGUCUGGAGAGGAGAGGGCAUCGUAUACGUUGCCCGUUAAAAUUGGGGAUUUUGGCCUAGCUCGAUUUUUACCCGAGUACGAAGAAAUACUCACACCUCGAGUGGGAACAAAUUCAUAUCGAGCACCGGAAGCGGAGACGUCUUUCUAUGGGGUACAAGCUGACAUAUUUUCACUGGGAUUGGUAUUUUGGGAGGUUCUGCAACUACUAGACUCAAGAGUUAGGAGGUCGAUGUUUUACAAGUUGGUGCACGACCAUGAAAAUCAUCCUUUACUUGUUAAGGACCAUCCAAAUUUGGUUAAUGCGAAGGAACUCGUGGUCAACAUGACGAAACGACUGUAUCGAGAAAGGAUUCAAACCAUGGAGGAUGUGGUUCUACAAUUGUGCUAA
This is a messenger RNA of Folsomia candida, 1935 nucleotides long. RefSeq lists its product as uncharacterized. Bases 1 to 1935 code for a protein of 644 amino acids. Lineage: Eukaryota; Metazoa; Arthropoda; Collembola; Entomobryomorpha; Isotomidae. The record is from RefSeq and is a predicted model, not a curated record. The transcript has a single exon. Gene Ontology annotation, biological process: protein phosphorylation. Gene Ontology annotation, molecular function: ATP binding; protein kinase activity.